CCCUUAGCGCGGGCACACAGCCUCCAAAAACAUGUUUUUGAGCUCAAAAACCUGAAACUGUUUUAUAUUCUGCCAGAAAACUCGCCCCUAUGCCUGUUUUAGGUCCUGACUGCAUAUGGACAAGGGACACAACUUUAUUCCUUUAUAUAGGCCUCUAUCAUUACGAUUAUUAAUAUAUUUUCUAUUUUCAGCCAUGCGGCGUCUCAUUCCACAGGUAUUUAUAUGCUGCGGCGCACAUGCGCACUGCAUUUUGUAGAUUUCUUUUUCAAUUAAAGUGUAAAAUGACUGUCCAGGGCAGGUAACUUAUUUUUAUUCAUUUGGACAACAUUAAGGUUAAAACCACAUAAACUAUAUCUGGCCUUUCUAUUGCUGUUUCUGACAGAUAAUAGCUUCAGUUAAACUUCUGCUCAGUUAAUAAACCAUUAAAUGGACGUUUUGCAUAAUGAAGGUGGCCUGUGCUGAUGUCCUGAACACACGAGACUAUACCUGUGGGAAACGUCUCUUUACGUGUGUCUAGUGUGGAGGUGGUGCAGGCUUACAUCGACAGGAUCCAAGAGGUCAACCCCCUGAUCAACGCCAUGGUACAAGACAGGUUUUCUCUGGCACUCCAGGAGGCAGCGCAGGUGGACAAACUGAUCGAGGAGGAGACUGGGGGAGAAGAUGUGCUGGAGGACAGACUGCCCCUGCUCGGGGUGCCUCUCUCUGUCAAAGAGUCCUUUGCUGUUCAAGGUAUGUCCCAUACAGCAGGUUCACUGGCCAGAAGGGGCAUACUGGCAACAGUGGACGCUCCAGCAGUGGCACAGCUGAAAAGGGCAGGUGCGAUCCCACUGGGCGUCACCAAUAUCCCAGAGCAGUGCAUGUGGAUAGAGUCACACAACCACCUGUACGGCAUGACCAGAAACCCAUACAAUCUGGACAGGAUCGCAGGGGGCAGCUCAGGAGGAGAGGGCAGUAUUCUGGGAGCUGCUGGUUCGGUCAUUGGAGUGGGUUCAGACAUUGGCGGCAGUAUUCGUUUUCCUUCUUUCUCUAAUGGCAUUUUUGGACAUAAACCCACUCCAGGGAUUGUGUCAAAUGACAACCAACUCCCCCCGUUCUCUGGCCGCCAGGAGGAGCUCUUGAGCACUGGCCCCAUGUGCCGUUAUGCAGAGGACCUCCUGCCCAUGCUCAAGAUCAUGGCUGGAGCCAAUGUUGACAAGUUGUCUCUAAAUGAAAAGGUUGAUUUGAAGAAGCUGCGUUUCUUCACAGUCCCAGACUGUGGAGAAGCCCUCUUCACAAAUCCAGUCAGUGAAGAACUAAAGCAGGCUCAGAGGAAGGUGGUAGAGCGACUCGAGGCGGAUCUUGGAGUGAAGGUUGAAGAGGUUCAUUUUCCAGAUCUGAAACACUCCUAUGACAUGUGGUUCGUCAGCAUGAGCCUCCCUGACCAAGAAGGCAAGUUGCCAGACAGCUUUGAGAAGUUGCUUGGUGAACCAGGACCUCCAGUGUGGCCACUUUGGGAGCUUCUCAAGGCAAUGGUGGGGAAAUCCGAUCACACAAUUCCUGCAAUCUUCUAUGCACUCUUAUCCAAGAUGACCAGCCCUCCUCUCUCUGCCCUGAAGAUUAGAGAGAAACUACAGGAGGACUUUGACCAGCUCCUUGGCACCGAUGGAGUUUUACUGUACCCAACCUUCACCAAAGUGGCCCCCAAACACCACCAUCCCCUCUUCGCAUUCUAUGAUCUUAUUUACACCGCCAUCUUCAAUGUUCUGGGUCUGCCCGUAACUCAGUGCCCUCUGGGGCUGAACGAGGAGGGGCUGCCUCUGGGGGUGCAGGUGGUGGCGGGGAAGCUACAAGACCACCUGACAAUCCAGAUGGCCGUGUAUCUGGAGAAGGCUUUUGGAGGCUGGAGGGACCCUGGGGCCAACUAAACACAGUGUAAAGAAGUCACAGCCACAGGGCAUCAUUUUUGUAAUCCUCACUACACUUACCUGCACAGAAACAGGCCUGCUACUGUUAUAAGAGGAUUUCUCUGACUGGACGGGGUGUAAUUCAGAUUUCUCAGAGAUUAGAACUGGAGAACUCUUGUCAGUAGGGAUGUAAACCAGCCAGCAUUGGACCCUCUACCUAUUCAUUUAUAUUAGAAGGGGUCUUCUUGUAAGGCUUCAUGCCCUGGGCCCCCAGAUUUCUGUCGAUGGGCCUGGAUAUAAUGAUACCCAAAUAUCGGUACGAUAUUUAUUGCAAUACUUUGGCAAGGCUAAUAGAAUUGUAGAUGCAUUGUUUGUUGGAUUGUUACAUCGUUAUGUGUCAGUAUUUUUAACCUGGGACUGGUUCUCUGGAGAAAUCUCUUUAUAAUUGGACAAGUGUACUCUUAUUAGUGGUGUAGGUAACUGUAGUGACUGUUGAAAAGGCCAUGACAUUUUAUCCAAUCCUUAUUCUUCCAAGGUUUAUUUUUAUAGCCUGUUCUGCACAAACACAAACCGUUUAAGCUAAACUGAAAGGUGGGUUUAGAGACGAACAUAAAAUGUGUUUAUGUUCAAAUUUGCUUUGGACCUGUGUACCCCAUUUAUAUUUUAAUACAUUAAAAAAAAAAUCAUACUGUUA
Messenger RNA from Boleophthalmus pectinirostris (great blue-spotted mudskipper), 2577 nucleotides. It is a transcript of the gene faah2b, whose product is annotated as fatty acid amide hydrolase 2b. The transcript has 11 exons. The record is from RefSeq and is a predicted model, not a curated record. NCBI's taxonomy places the organism in Eukaryota, Metazoa, Chordata, Actinopteri, Gobiiformes, Gobiidae. Bases 579 to 1904 code for a protein of 441 amino acids.